Molecule: messenger RNA, 3251 nt
Organism: Exserohilum turcica Et28A
Lineage: Eukaryota; Fungi; Ascomycota; Dothideomycetes; Pleosporales; Pleosporaceae
Exons: 4
Coding region: 54-3137 (1027 amino acids)
Biological process (GO): protein import into nucleus; post-transcriptional tethering of RNA polymerase II gene DNA at nuclear periphery; regulation of DNA-templated transcription
Cellular component (GO): nuclear pore outer ring; nuclear pore
Molecular function (GO): structural constituent of nuclear pore
Source: RefSeq, a predicted model, not a curated record
CCCAUCUCCACCUCUUCUUGACCAUCACCGAAUCCCGCUCGUUUGCGUGCACCAUGGCCUCACGACCCUUCUCGCGCCUGUCGCAGCACACGGCCCAGACAUCACACAGCAAUGCGCUUUCUUUCGGCGCACCACGGCCCGCACACGGCAGCACCUCCAACGAUCCCCUCCAGCCGCUACGCGCAAUGGCCGACCGGGUGGGGAAAGAAGUUGAAAAGUUCGCAGAGCGAGUCGACCACUGGCACACGCACGGAAACGAGUCGAAAAAGGCCAAAUACCAAACCACGAUCAAAUUGGUGGGCAAGUUCCAAGAUGUUGCCGAGUCGCAGGUCAAGGAGCUGAAGCGAACGACCGAGGCGGAGAACAAGGGCAGUCUGAGCAAAACAGUUCGGCGCCAGAUACAGAGCAUGGCAGAUGCGUCGGACAAUGCACAGAGUCUCUUCAACCAAUCGUCCCAGUCCAUCGUUUCAUCUAUCGAGAACAACACCACCCCUGUCUCCGCCAACGUCAAGGAGCUCCGAGAGUGGCAGGCAGAACUCGCGACCUGGAAGCUGCUCAGGCUUGUCAUCGAACACUACCACCCCGAUCCCGACACCGAUGUGGCUGCAGAGAAGACGGCGCGCUUGCAAAAUGUUGGAGGAACCGCGCGGUAUUGCAAGAACAGCGAGAUCUGGGAUCGCUUCAUACUAGAGGAUGACCAGGCGAAAGAGAAGGCGCUUGUUCUGCGCUGGCUGGAGCAGACGGCACGAGACAGCGAAAGCGACGUCAAGGCCAUCAUUGCAGGGCUGGAAGAGCACUCGGGCAAGGGCGCGCAUACCUGGACAAGCGGCUGGCUCGAGACCAAAGCAAAGAUUAAGCAGGCGAAGCGCAUGGAGGGCGCCGAACAGCCUCUGAAGCCCACCAGUGUGAACAUCCAGACCUCGGACAAGACGGCGAACCUCGUUACCCAACUCGACCCAGACGCUCCCUCGCGGCAAAAGCGCGCGCUUGAAAAGAAUGACGAAUACUACGAACGCUCUCUUUGGAUGGUUGCAUACGAAAUGAUGCGACGCGGACUGCCCUGGACGACGAUUGUCGACUGGUGCUACGAGAGAAACGAAUCAUGGCGCGGAGUCAGCAUUGGAGCAGCCUACGAGAGCCACCCGGAAGGUGGCCCAAAUGUCGCUGGGCCCACUGUUGGCUAUUUGUUCCGCCGCAUGUGUUUCUACGCCGCAAGGGGCGCACGGAUACCUCAUGAAGGUGCCGUCUACGGUCUACUGAGCGGUGACUUGAAGCAGGUCCAGGCAGUCUGCCGAUCUUGGGACGACCAUCUCUAUGCGCAUUAUAAUGCUCUUCUUCUUUCGCGAUUCGACUCGUACCUCCAAAAGAACUACCCCACCAAGGUGACGGAAAGCCUGACCCAAAAGUUCCUUUUCCAGGAUGCUGUGGCCAACAUUGGAGACUGGGAGGCGUCGCCUGAAAAGGUUGUUGGCAUACUAAAGCAGCAGAAGAGCACUGCUAGUCAGGCUGCCUCGCCCCUGAAGCUCAUUCAAGGCGCGCUCAUUGGCAGAGAUGUAGAUGACCUGAUGCUAAAGGUUGGUGUGGCCUUGGCAGAUAUUUUCGAACACGACGAGCGGCCUCACAGUCUCAUCAUACACCCAGACUCAUCAGAGGAAGACCGAUCGCCUAAGCCUGCAGGGGAACACCGAACUUUUGAAGCCGAGCGGUAUUAUCAGACACUUGUCCAGGAUCCACACGCGUUCCGUAUCUUGGUGCACAUCUUCAUCAUUCUUCGUAACGGCCUACAUACGCUCUUUGAGGAUACACAGCAAGACAAGCAGUUCCUGGUCAUGGAUAACGUAAUCGCCGCUUACAUUGAGUUCUUGCGUCUCACUCAGCGUUUUGAUGCGAUCCCGCUCUAUGCCGCGCAAUUGAUUGAAGAACGGGCAGCCUACACCCUUGCACGUGUUCUUCCUGAUAUCAAGAACAACAUGGAGCAACGACACUGCGUCGCACUGAUGGAAGCAUACCGAAUUGACGUGAUUCAGGUCGUAUCUCAGAGCUUCACAUUUGCUGCGCGGGACAGCGGCUUCACCCAUUUCAGCAGCGCGGGCUACACCGUCAUCACGAACCCUAUCAAGCGGUUCAAGAUCUUGGAGCCCAUUAGCGCCCCUCAGGAGCAGGUUCUAUGGCCCGGUGUGCGCAUCAAGCGGACAUUCGAUGGGGAGAAGAUUAGCCAUCAAGAUGAGAUCAUUGCCGAUGCUUUGCAAUGGUACAACUACAUUGGCAAGGAUUACGAAAACACUUUCCAACAUCUGAACAAUGCGCUGACCAUUUUCCUUCUCAAUGGCCGCCUAGCUGCCGCCGAAAAGGUCAUCAACGAUCUCAGCGUCGAGUCUCUGUCGUUGUCGCGAACAGAAGCUCUGAUGGGCUACCCGUUCGACUUCAUGACACCAGGAACAGAAGAACAGGACGAACGUCAACUUCACGAGCACCGCGACAGUCUCUCCACGACCGCUCGAGCUGCUGCCAUUCCAUUGUCACAAUUACCCGAGGCGGAUCAGCACAGGGAAAUGGUGAUGCGUCUGCGCAAAGUCAGCGCACCAUACUAUGAUCUCCAGCAAAUUGUUCGCUUGCUCGUUCUCUUCCGCGAAUGGCGCGAGGAGGAACAAACACUCAUCCAAAUCCGCGCAGAACGUCAGAAAGAGCCCAGCGCCGCAAAGGCCAAGCCAGAUACACAACACACCAAAGCGCUCCUGGACUCGAUCACGACCAUAUUUGAUGCCCUGCUGCCUUCAAUUUCACUUUCCUCGGCCGCCGAUCCAGAGUACCUGACGGAGCAAACCUGGGACCUCUUCAAGGCCUACAUUCCCGACAUGAUUCUUGCCUACCUCUCGGUGCUGCAAUCUGCAUCGUGGUUCCUGAACAAGGAUCCGGCCAUCAAGGCCAUGGAAGUUGCCGUUGCCAUUGCCGACAAGAGCAACGAGUGGGUGCAACGCUGUCUGCUGGAAACGGGCCGCAUGAGCGAGGUGCUCGAGUGCCUGGCCGGCGUAUCCAAGUGCAUGUUGAAGCUGACCGAGGGCGGCAAGGAGAAGGGCAACAAGAAGCGAGGUGGCAAGGGCGAGACACUGAGAAUAUGGGACUUGGGUGCUAGGUAGCCUUAUUGAGAAAGGGGGUUGGUUGUGUUCGGCCCAUGUGUAUGAUAUAGCAUUGGACUUUGCUUUUAGCCGUAGUAUAUGCAGCAUAGCGUGUCGAGAGUAGACUAUACGAUU